UUAAAAAUUUAAAUAUAUUUCCCCAAUUUAAUUGGACUUCUCUCUCAGUGGCCUCAUCCCUGGAACGAACAGUGUAAUACGAAGAUCUCACUCUGCUUCUUCAGCUCUUCCACUCCACUCCACUCCAGGGUUAUCACUAUCAAUGGAGAUGCCAUCGAACGAUGAUCUGCAAAAGCCAUCAAGUCCCCCCAUUGACACCCAUCAACAUCAGGAUACUGUGGUUCCUGAUGUGCUGAAUCAUAUUGAUGAAGAGCCGCCGAAGGUUGAGAUUACCGAGAUUGAAGCCAGAGGCAUACUUGAAAUCAUUGCAUCCACCGGGAAGUUCUGGCACGAAUGGGACAAGUUAAAGGCCACCUUAUCCUUUCAGCUGAAGCAGGUUUUGUCGGAGUAUCCUGAGGCAAAAAUGACGGAUGAACAGCAAAAUGCUUCUCUAGGAGAAACAUUUAUUGAGUUGGUAAAAAGGUUGGAUGAAGUUCUCCAUAGCUUCGAUCGAGGUCCUCCGUUUACCCUUCAGAGGCUGUGCGAGAUCCUCUUGAAUGCCCGGGGCAUUUAUCCAAAUCUCUCCAAGCUUGCACUAGCACUUGAAAAGAAUCUCCUUGUGACAUCCAUGCUUACCAUCUCCACCGAUCCAUAUCCACAACCAACGGCAAUAGAGCCAAACGAACCGGAGAACAAACCGGAGAACGAACUGGAAAAGGCUAUCGAGGAACCAAAAAUGGAAUCUAUUUCUGCACAAAAUGGGGUAGAAGAUGCGACUGGUGAUAAAGAUGAAGUAAUGACAGAGGUAGAAGAAGCCGAUACUGUUGACAACAUGACAAUCGACAUGGAAGCCUUGGAGAAUUUUGUUGAAUCUACUGAAACAAACACCGCCCCCCCCAGCUCAUAAUUCUUGGUUUCCAGUACUUUGGCUCGCACAUUAAUUCUAGGCGCUUAGCUGUCGGUAUGGCAAUGCUGUUGGAUUCUGAUGAAGAUAAAUAUAAGGUAAUCAUAUAGGAAGGCAAAUUUUCUACGGAUAUUUCUUAUAUGGUCAUCUACUUGUACAAUUCAGUUCAUUGAGUUGAGGAGGACCCAUUCUGCUUCCUCAACAUUUUAUUUUAUAUUAAUUUCAGUUAGAUUGAGUUGUGUAACUAUACAUGUUUAGGGGCUAUAAAGCUGAAGUCUGUCUGUCUGUCUGUCUGUGAUGUCUUCUGUGGUAGUUAGAAAUUCCAAUAGUUUCUUGUUUUGCAAGGAAACCCAUCUGCAUUCAUGCUAUUACAUCACUGUAUUUUGUCCUAAGGAGACUGAUGAUGAUUCUAGUUUCAAAACUUGUCAUUAUUUUUAUAAAUGUGUUAAGAGAAUGAAGUGCAUUUGCAACUCCAA
Messenger RNA from Humulus lupulus (European hop), 1359 nucleotides. RefSeq lists its product as uncharacterized. The record is from RefSeq and is a predicted model, not a curated record. The coding region runs from base 143 to 886 and encodes 247 amino acids. Gene Ontology annotation, biological process: protein dephosphorylation. Gene Ontology annotation, molecular function: protein phosphatase regulator activity. NCBI's taxonomy places the organism in Eukaryota, Viridiplantae, Streptophyta, Magnoliopsida, Rosales, Cannabaceae. The transcript is spliced from 8 exons. Gene Ontology annotation, cellular component: cytoplasm; nucleus; protein phosphatase 4 complex.